This is a messenger RNA of Anisakis simplex (herring worm), 2346 nucleotides long. NCBI's taxonomy places the organism in Eukaryota, Metazoa, Nematoda, Chromadorea, Rhabditida, Anisakidae. The record is from the annotation of a GenBank genome assembly.
AUGCUUCAGUCCUUGCUCUUGGAUCCAACUCCAGCAAAGAUCUUCGCAAAUUUCAGACGAUUUCUGUUCGGCUUCAGUCGUCUGGAAGUGUGCCUCAUCUUUUUCUCAUCAGUUUUGUUAUGCUCUCUGAUUGGCGUUUGUGUUUUAUGGCUAGUUAUUCUUCAGGGAUAUCGACAAAUUUUUGACGGUACAUUCUUCUCGCCGAUAUUCCUGACCAGUGUCAGUAGUGAGGAUAAUGUUAAAUUAGCUUACGAUAAAAGCGCCACUCAUCACAAUAAUGUGGUGUGCACAUCGAAGGAAUGUGUUCUUAUCGCGGGUUUCUUGGCAGGCAAUCUCAAUGAUAAGAUUGAUCCCUGUGAUGACUUCUACGAAUUUGCAUGCGGAAAUUAUGGACUUAAUCGACAUCUACCGGCCAGCAAACCGCUUAGGCAUACGCUUAGCGAUAUGCAAACGCGACUCAACAAACAAGUUAAAAAAUUGCUUGAUUCGCCAAUAACGGAAACGGAUCGUAAAUGGGAUCGAUUAGCGAAACGAUACUAUAAAAAAUGUCUUCAAGAGGAGGUAUUAGAACGGAAUGGAGUAUCAGCGAUUCGUAAAUUGCUUCGCGACUUGGAUGGAUGGCCAGUCCUAGAUGGGGAUGAUUGGCGGGAAUGGUCACACAGUUGGGAAAAGCAGUUAGCAAUUGUUCUGAAUAGAACUGGUGUUAAUGCAGUCAUCGUUGAACUGGCGGUAUCGCAUGAUCCAGACAAUAGCUCGAGGAGUAUCAUUGAGCUUGAUCAACCCAAAUGGGGUGUUGGUUCAAGAUGGCCGUAUUUGACAGGUCCCGAUGAUCGGAUGAUCCAGAAUUAUACAUCGUUAAUGAUUCAAACGGCAGUCAAUUUGGGUGCUGAUCGAAAGAUAGCCGAAAGGGACAUGAGGGAGGCCAUGGAAUUCGAGUUGAAAUUGGUGAAUUUUUCGGCAGAUGAAAUGGUUCGCAGAGAUCCCGACCGAAGUAAUAAUCCAUUUCAGCUUUGGCAAUUAAAAGAUAUGUUCCCAUAUAUUAAUUUCGAUGAAUACAUUCGGACCGUUUUCAAGGAUCUCGUUGAAAUAACUCCAAAUGAUACCGUGAUUAUGCGAGAGAUUGAAUAUUUCCGUGGAAUACAGCACGUGAUGCGAACGACCAACAAACGAACAUUAUCAAAUUAUGUGGAGUGGAGGAUAGUUCAAGUAUAUUCACUGUUUUUGCCACCUACAAUGCGUGAACCAUUCUAUGAGUUUAAAGCUAAUCAAACUGGAAUGUUCAACUCACCGAUUCCAGAAAGAUGGGAAGAUUGUGUGUUUCUUUCGCUAGCGAUGUUGGAUAUGCCCGUUGGUAAACUGUAUGUUGAGCAUUAUUUCGAUAAAGAGCGUGCAAUGCGAAAGAUGACCGAGCUGACAACGUACUUCAAAAAUGAACUUAUUUCACAGUUGCACAGUGUCGAUUGGAUGGAUGACAUGACAAAAAAGAGAGCGAUUGAAAAAGCAAAGUGUAUCGAAUAUAAAAGUGGAUUUCCGUCAUACAUAUUCAACGAAACAUGGAUGAACCAGAAUUGGGGCGGUGAAGAACCAACCGAUUCAGAGCCAUUGCUGCAGCUGACCGUACGAAUCAAGCUAGCACGUGUCGCAGAUGAACUGGUCAGAUUGAAAAAGCCGGUCGAUCGUUCAAUUUGGUUUCAGAGUCCAGCCCAAGUGGACGCAUAUUAUGCACCAAAUUUGAACGAAAUGAUCUUUCCUGCUGGAAUCAUGCAGUUCCCGUUCAUGUCCGUUGGUGUACCAAACUACAUAACCUAUGCAAUGGUUGGGGCUGUUGUUGGUCAUGAAGUGUCGCAUGCAUUUGAUGAUCAAGGCGGGCGAUACGAUAAAGUGGGCAAUUUAAACGAUUGGUGGGAUGGGCAGACGGCGAAUAAAUUUUAUGAAAAAACGGAAUGUUUUAUCAAGCAGUACGAAGCGGUAAAAGUUGAGGAAGUUGGUGUGCAUCUCAAUGGACGACUAUCCGUUGGUGAAAAUAUCGCCGAUAACGGUGGUGUUAAAACGGCUCUCAUGGCCUACAAAUCAUGGAUCAAAAAUACCACCUCAACUGAGGCAUCACUUCCUGGUUUCCAAAAUUUCACCAGCGAACAAAUGUUCUUCCUUGCUUAUGCCAAUGUAAGUUUUGUUUUGCUUUCAUUACGACCGAAGCAUUAUGUGCAGUUGAUAAUGACUGAUGUGCAUGCACCGAGUAAAUAUCGUGCAAUAGUGCCGUUGAGAAAUCGCAUUGAAUUCGCGGAUGCAUACCAUUGCGCACCAGGAACGCCGAUGAAUCCCGUUCAAAAAUGUGCCGUUUGGUAG